AUGGAAACCGCUUUAGACAAAUACAGACGAAAAGCUGAAGAAAGUGGUGAUCUACGACGACAUAUUAAAGCUCUUGAAGAACAAAAUACAAGUUUAUUGGAACGCAGUCAUCAAGUAGAGGACGAAUAUCGCAAAGUAUUGGCUUUCAAAACAUUGAUGGAUUCUUACAAGGAACAAGUACAACAAUUGGAAUCAAACAAUUUAGAAAUCUUGAAGGAAAAAAAUAGAUUGGAUGCUCAAGUUGCCUCUCUUGCUGAACAGUGUACUUAUUUGGAAAAUGAACGAGAUCGAAAUGCUGAACAAGUACAAAUGUUGGAGGAUCAUAUCAAAGAAUUGGAAUUGGUUGGGACUGGAACAACUCUUGACAAGGUGGUUAGUCAUCAAGGUAGUGUCGAUAUUGAUGAUGAUGAUGAUCUUGGUCCUACUGGUGAACAUCAAGGUGAAUCUAUGGAUCUAGAUCAACGAAAUAAUAUGGAAGAAAAUAUGAAGAAGACCAAUGAACAUGAAGUUAUUGUAGCUGAACGAGAUCAACUUCGUCAAGAACUAGCAAAAAUUCGCAAUGGUAUUCCUGAUUCACUAUUGAACCAAACACAAACAAUUAUGGCAUUUAGAUCACGUAUUCUUGACUUGGAAAAAGAAUCUGCUUAUCUCAAAACGCAAUCAAUACAAUUAGAAGCAACUGUAACACAAGGUACCAGUUCCGUCGCUAAGGAUCCCAUCACCUUUCAACAAUAUGAAAAAGAACAUGGUCGAGUACAAGAACGUCUCAAUAGAUUGGAAGAUAUUACCAAAAUGCAACUCCAUGAUAUCAAUAGGAUGCUUGUAGAAGCCAAUUAUCUCAAUGGUAUUAACAAUCAACCAUCUAACGACGAAGAUCAACCUGGCAUGUCUGAUGCUGAUUUGGAAGUGAUCAAGGAACAAAAUGCAAGUCUUCAAAUUCAUGUACUUCAUCUUCAUGAAGAAAUCAAUGAAACACAAGGAAAAAUACGAAAAGUUCGAGAUAUGAUCAAAUUAUAUGGACAAUUAUUACAAGAAAUGGCAGCUCGAUUUACAAUGGGUAGACAAUCAGAAGAACCAUCUACAUUAUUAUUAUCAAGAACACCACGUACAAAAGAAGAAGAACAAGAUUUGUUAAAGAAGCAAAUUCAUGAUGUACGACUUCAAUCACGGAAGGAACAACAACUUAUUAUAUCAGCAUGGUAUGAUCUGGCUCGUAGAAGUCAUCGAGAUAUGUCCAAUUUAUCCAUUAGAUCUACUCCUUCUUCGUGGCUUGGUAGACAAAGGAAAAUCUUAGAUAGUCAUUUACGUCAAAAAUUAUGUUGA
Halteromyces radiatus is the source of this 1323-nucleotide messenger RNA. RefSeq lists its product as uncharacterized. Bases 1 to 1323 code for a protein of 440 amino acids. The record is from RefSeq and is a predicted model, not a curated record. Gene Ontology annotation, molecular function: microtubule binding. Lineage: Eukaryota; Fungi; Mucoromycota; Mucoromycetes; Mucorales; Cunninghamellaceae. The transcript is spliced from 5 exons. Gene Ontology annotation, biological process: cytoplasmic microtubule organization.